Messenger RNA from Cydia fagiglandana, 640 nucleotides. RefSeq lists its product as uncharacterized. The coding region runs from base 78 to 488 and encodes 136 amino acids. Lineage: Eukaryota; Metazoa; Arthropoda; Insecta; Lepidoptera; Tortricidae. The record is from RefSeq and is a predicted model, not a curated record. The transcript has 4 exons.
UUUUUAAGGAAUCUUUUUAGACGCCCAUCACCCUUCCCUACCUACCUUAUUUAACUAUUGGUAUUGCCCGCAACAUCAUGGGACCGAAAAAUUUGCUUACACUGGUACUGGGUCUGCUGUUAAUUGUGAAUUACGUAACUGCCAUUCAAUGGGAUUUCGAGUUUGGUAAAAAGCAGCUUGAGGGCGCUACCAAAAUUUACGAAAAGGAGGGCACUAUUAAUUUAUUCUCAUAUCGCAAUUUUUUUUCUUUUACCGUGCCGGUGGGCGUGCAAACCUCAUACGUCAGAGUAACAGUGUGGAGUCUCAGCCCUCCAAAAGUAGAUUAUGAUCCGAACACUAACACCGUUUCUAUCAUUUACUCUUUCAUACAAAUUACACUCAGCACAUUCAAAAUACAAGUCGAAGGUAUUCCCUUCUAUCUCGGCUCUAGUGACGCAUCCAUUGUUAGCAGCGGUGAACCCUCUCAGAGUAAUGAAGUAAAGGGUUAAUAAGGUUAAAAUAAUAAUUUAACCUAAUCAGUCUUUUUUUAAACGGUUCACCGACGGUGCACUAAUAACAGUUUCUGGUAGAGAGUGGAACUCCACAUAUUUACGACACAAAUCGGCAAUUGUAUAAUUAUAUUUUAAGGUGCAAAAAUGUA